Molecule: messenger RNA, 2994 nt
Organism: Mycosarcoma maydis (corn smut)
Lineage: Eukaryota; Fungi; Basidiomycota; Ustilaginomycetes; Ustilaginales
Exons: 1
Coding region: 1-2994 (997 amino acids)
Biological process (GO): DNA replication; DNA replication initiation
Cellular component (GO): DNA replication preinitiation complex; nuclear origin of replication recognition complex; nuclear pre-replicative complex
Molecular function (GO): DNA replication origin binding
Source: RefSeq, a predicted model, not a curated record
AUGUCUGCAACAAGGUCCAACUACGAGCCGACGACCAGCGGACUCGACAGACUCUCCUCAGUAUGCUACACGAUACCCUGGCGGCCAAAAAAGAGACCAAAAAAGGUUACUUCAGGCAAUGACAAGUCAGAGCAAAACCACCAGCCGCCAUUUCCCGUGCUGACCGAGUUUGAGGCUGACAGCAAACCAGCCCACGUCCGAUAUGCUUCAUACCAGAUCGCAGUUCAGAGGACAGAAGCUCUCUUCGAUAGGUGCAUGGACAAUGUCUACAGCUCGCUCUUCGACGAUUUGAGCACAUUCUUCAAGGCGGCGCAAGCUCCGGCGCAUUCCGAAGAACAUUCUGCCACCCAAGUUGGAAUGAUGAACGAGGAUCUCUUUCUGCCUGGAUUCGAAAGCGCUGAUCAAGCCCAUUCAAGCUUCAGUGGAAUUCACAGCUCUGCGACGAGCAUUCAGGCGGCUUUGCUCAUUUCCACCUCGGCGCCAUACCUAUCUUCCUUCUCGAAUCGUCUCGUUUCUCAUAUAUCGAAUCCAAGCAUCGACGCACCGCCCAGCAUCGCCGUCACUCUUUCCGCAAGCGAGUGCUCUAACCUCUAUACCGCGCUUCGACUUCUAGUAGCACGGUUUAUCGCGCAAGGCUCGGUCAUCGAUACGGCACAACACGUCGAGUUGUCGGAUGUAGAGGCUGCUGCAUUUGCAGGCAAGAUCGAGCCAGACCUUCAUGUGCUUGGAGAUUGGUGGCAGAGCAAGUUUGGUCACUUGCAACGCCGACCUAAGUUGGUACUCAACCUGCCUACCAUCGAGUCUGUUGAGCCUACAGUGCUCUCGGAUCUCUUGUCAGCCUUGCAGACUUUUAUAGCUGAGUCGCCAGACUCAAAGCCUUCAUUACACGACACAAAAGCAGCAGCUUCAAUGAGGCCCCAGCUCCUGCUGGUCCUAGGCAUUACUUCACCAUCAGGAGACCUCACUGCAGUUUCAGCCGAUGGAACUGGCGUAUCGAGCACUUCAUCCGCAACAGCAGCACCGGCGCCUUGGAUCGAUUACAUCCCACGACAAGUAUUGCGAGUGCUCGAUAUCUCGCGCUUUUCACUUCCGAGCAAGGAAAUCGUCUGGUCGCAGCUCGCGCAGACUUUCCUCACUUCCCGCCACCUACCUCUCUCUCUCGGACCGUCGACUUUCGAAUACAUCAGAGAGACGUACUGGGAGAGGGAUGCUGACCUAGAUUCGGUUCUCGAUGCCAUUCAUUUGGCGUAUUUUGUUCACUUUUCUAGCAAACCCGAAUCCGUGUUCACAAUCCCAGGCCAGGCCAAGAUGGUCCACCUCCACAGCUGGACACCAAAGAUGGUGGAAAGGAUGAAGAUUGCCUUUCUCGCCACCGACGAAUCUGGUGGUUUGGUGUUACCACUCCUCGCAGACGAUAUGCGUCCGUCAGAACUGAACGUCGACGAAUUCUUGCAAGAGGCUCUGCAGUCCGACCAGUUCAUCCUCAGCGAGCUCGGUCAGCUCCAUCAUCCGCGCGAGGUGCUUUGCUUCCGAAUCGAGUUCGCUGUCCGCUUCCUCUUUCGAGCCUUUGAAGGGCUGAUGCGUAUUCAAAGUCGAGCUACUACAGCUGCACACGCGAUACACUCUCGCAACAUUUCCGCUGCGGCACAGCAGGCAGUCGAGAUGGACGAACAACGCCAAUUGGAGCGCGCGAGUGAAAUCUUGACGCAAGUUGUCAUGCAGUGCCUAAACGCGUCAGUGGGCUCAUUGGAUGCAAGCAAGCGACCUCCACCAGCUCUCACGCUACGCAACGGUCUAGCGAGGCUUUGCAAUGCUGCUCGACGACUGCUAUCAGACGAGUUCGAGACGCUGCUGGAUGACAUGGUGGCGGCGGCGGAGGACGAAAUGAGUAGGCUCGAGGAGGCAAUGGGUGAACAGAUUGAUGUUGCUGAUGAUGUCGAGUCGAGUGACUCUGGCCAGCUGCGAUCGGCGUCGGUAUCCAUCGUUGCACAGAGUGCACGGUUCCUUGCUGGGCUUCGAACUUUCCAGCAGAGACUAGCACAAACCAUGAUUGCUGGUACUGCAGGUGUCAACGAGGACGAAGAUGCUGAAAUCGCUGCUUCUACUUUCCACCAUGCCGACAGUAGUCAAGCUGCGCAGCAGAAACGUGAAGCGCGUCUCCAACGCGUCCAACGAAAGCUUCUUAUGGAAGAAAAACUGCUUGGCCUUAAGCGAGAGAUCACCGACUGGAUAGUUCACUCGCUCCACGAUCUCGUCGACUGGAAGCACAUCUCGUGCACGUUCUCAACCUCGGACAACGGCCCUUUGCACUUACUUCGCGAUAUCUUCUGGGUCGAUUGUUACGGACCCUUGGCCACUCUUCUCGAUCCAUCCACACGCGCAGGUCUCACGCUGCCCUUGUCGGAACCCGUAGAGUUUGUCGAAAGCCUCUACGAAGCCGCAUUGAGCCUUGUACCUGCCGACGAGCUUGGCGGGAUCGAUAUGGGGCGGCUUAAAACCCUGGACGAGCCAGAUGUGUGUCGGCUAUUUCGGUUGUAUCUGGAAUGUGCCAAGUUUGUCAACUUGGCCGAUUGGUACGAUGCAUUCAAGCAGACGGUUGAGGCGGAUCAGAUCGCCGACCGGGCGGAAAGCAAUUCGAUUCAAGGUGAUGCACUGCAAGAGCAUCGACAAGCUUCAGUGGAUGCAAAUGCGGACGAUCCAUCGACAACGAGGAGAAGUACUCGCAAGCGCGCACCACAAGUGCAAUAUCUAGACGAGUCCGAGCAUGAACCAGACGCGCCGGACACUCGGUCCCGAAAAUCUCGCACUCACGCAAUAACCCGCGAACAACGCAGAGGCUCAGACGCAACGACGGCAACCACCGAAUCCGUCCUACAGAGCCGCUUCGCCCUAGCCCUCAACGAACUAGCCCGCAUGGGCAUGAUUCGUGGCACCAGACGAAGACAUGAACACAUUACAAAAGUCAUGUGGGACCUCGUUCCGGAUAGCUUCUAG